AUGCAUUUUUUCAAAACCACCACUCAAGUUUUCACCUUGUUUGCCCUUAGCACCAUGGCCCUCCCUACACGGUGCAAUAUCGCCAUAACCCAAAACCCACGGGCUAUUGUAUCGCGAUCCGAUACCCCCCAAAAGAAUAACUUGGAUAAUUCAACUGGCCAAAACAAUAAUAAAAAGCACGCGAUUUGGAAAUGCAGCUGCCAGGCAGAGUUCCCAAACUCAGACGCUUACAAUAAGCAUUGGGACAGUGUCCAUGGCCCUAAGGGUAGCGACCCAAAAGUGCUUAAGCAGUGUGCUCUCGACCCUCAUCCCUAA
Molecule: messenger RNA, 315 nt
Organism: Pyricularia pennisetigena
Lineage: Eukaryota; Fungi; Ascomycota; Sordariomycetes; Magnaporthales; Pyriculariaceae
Exons: 1
Coding region: 1-315 (104 amino acids)
Source: RefSeq, a predicted model, not a curated record